AUGCCGAAUAGGAAUCCAAAAUAUGAGAAGAUCAGACAGAAGCUAAAGAAACUAGAGGAAAUGAUAGACGGAACCUCAUCAUCUGAAUCAGACAACGAAUAUCGAUCGCAUUAUAAAAAGAGAUCAAGACACCGAUACAGGUCUCCUGAAAUUGACUCUAGCGAUAGUGAAGAAGGGCAUAUAUUUGACCAAGAGCAAGACCAAGAUGCGCUCGAGGACCGUUCAGCUUCCACAGUGGAUAAUCGAGAGAGAGAUAUUUCUUCUCUUUUGAGAGAGAAUCCCGCUGAGACAAAUUCCACAGGUACCCCAUUGGAUCCUGAGAUUUUCUCUAGGUGGUCGAAUUAUCUAUCAGUUGGUUUGGAUAAGGAGACUAGAGAUAGGCUAAUGCAGAAAGUGGCAAAAACUGAUGAAUCAAAAAUAAAUAGACUAUUAUUUGGUGAUAACUUCGGUGAACGUUGCAAAGCUGCUCAGUCUGUUCAGAAAUCCUCGUUCGAUUUGAAGAAAAAGCCAUACCGUCAUCAACCAAACGCCAAGAUGAAGACAUACAGCCGGGUAUCAACCUCCAAGAAAAGAUUCGAAAGGGAGCAAAUGAAGAGCGAAGCGAAGAUGCAGGGUGCGUCGCGUCGAGUCAUCAGAACAUCUAAGUGCGUGAAAUGCUAUGAGAUUCCAUUCUGUAAUCGCCCUAUUCAGUAUCGACCUCAAAAGGCUGCUGUUCGAUCUGAGACUGAACAAAGGAAUUUGCAGACCUGUAUUAUCAAAAUGUUGAGCAGUGGUGCAAUUGUUCGAUAUAACCAUAAAAAAGGUGAAUUUUUGUCAUCAUAUUUUCUGGUUCCAAAACCCAAUGGAAAUUUUAGAGGAAAAGAUAAUCAGGCACGGUAUCACAUAGAGAAGAUGAUGAAUCAUUCGGAGAUAAAAAUUCGAGAAUUUUCAGAAUUUAUCGGAUUCAUCGUUUCAAUUCAUCCAGCAUUUAAGUAUGGGUGUGCCCACACAAAAGUUUUCGAAAAAGUUGAAUCUAAGUAUCAAUUGAGAAACAAUCAUAACUAUAAUGUCAAGAUGAAAGUUGAAGCAGGUAUGAAAUCUGAAUUGGAAUGGUGGUUAUCAAACGCACAAAAACCAUCAAAUUCAAUAAGAGGUGCGUCUUUUGACUUGACAAUUUACACCUAUGCUUCUAGAAGCGGAUGGGGAGCAGCUUGUGGGUCAUCAAGGGCACAUGGAUUCUGGAACGAUUCUGAGAAAAAAUUACAUAUCAACUCACUUGAACUUCUGGCGACAUUUAACGCUCUCAAAUGCUCUGCGAGAAACAUCAGACCAGGCGGCAAUGUCCUUCGAAGAGUCGACAAUACAACAGCAAUCGCAUACAUAAAUACGAUGGGAGGUACCAGAUAUUUCGCCCUAAAUCAGAUUGCAAAAGACAUUUUUUGGAAAUGGUGUGCAUCAAAAGAUAUUUUUAUAUAUGCUUCUUAUAUAAAAUCAGAAGAGAACAUUGAUGCUGAUAGAAAAUCGCGUUCAAUGAAAGUAGAUACAGAAUAUUCCCUAGACAUAUGCAAAGUGUUGUAG
Messenger RNA from Phaedon cochleariae (mustard beetle), 1557 nucleotides. Lineage: Eukaryota; Metazoa; Arthropoda; Insecta; Coleoptera; Chrysomelidae. The record is from the annotation of a GenBank genome assembly.